Messenger RNA from Cladophialophora psammophila CBS 110553, 987 nucleotides. RefSeq lists its product as uncharacterized. NCBI's taxonomy places the organism in Eukaryota, Fungi, Ascomycota, Eurotiomycetes, Chaetothyriales, Herpotrichiellaceae. The record is from RefSeq and is a predicted model, not a curated record. The coding region runs from base 1 to 987 and encodes 328 amino acids. The transcript has 3 exons. Gene Ontology annotation, molecular function: arylformamidase activity.
AUGGUCAACUACCCAGAUUUCGACUCGCUGCCACCAGUCGAGGGCCAGCCUCAGGGAAAUGCCUGGGGAUUUUGGGGCAAGGGUGAUGAACUCGGAACUUUAAACCUGUUGACUCCCGAGGUCAUUCGAAAUGCAUCCCGAGAAGUGAAGAUGGGAAAAUCCGUCCAGCUUGAUCUAAGACUGGAUCACUUCGAACAUGGUAUCGCGGGCCGAGAACGCUUUGAACAAACUAUUGUGGAUUUCAGAGAGAGAAACAAGGGUGGUGAAUACGACAUCGUCGCUCACGACGAUGUGGUUCGAUUCAAUACGCAGAGCAGUUCUCAAUGGGAUGGUCUUCGACAUGUUGGGCUGCAAAAUUCUGGCAUCUACUAUAAUGGAAUGAAACAUCGGGAGAUAGAUGAGGAUGGUACAGGCAAACUUGGUAUUCAAAACUGGGUUGAAAACGGAGGAAUUGUGGGUAGAGGGAUCCUUUUGGAUUACGAAAGAUGGCGAAGACAGACAGGCAAAGGACCAGCGAAAAUUGAUUCUCCGUUUGCGAUUACGGUGGAUGAACUCGACGAAGUUGCGAAACAUCAGAAUCUUGAGCUGAAACCUGGGGAUAUUUUGAUUAUCCGCUCUGGGUUUACGGCAUGGCAUGAUUCCACCUCCCCUGAGGAGCGAGCAAAGUCUUUGGACAGGGGCGAAUUCAUCGGAGUGGAGGCAUCAAUGAAGUCCGUCAAAUGGCUAUGGAAUCACCAUUUCGCUGCUGUUGCUGGAGAUUCAUUGGGAUUCGAGGUCUGCCCGGCUCCAUUUGGGAUCAAGGAUAAAGUAUGUCUUCACGAAUGGCUGUUGUCCCACUGGGGAAGUCCGAUUGGCGAGCUCUGGAAUCUGGAGAAGUUGUCCAAGGUCUGUGAAGAGGCCCAGCAAUGGUCUUUUUUCUUUACGAGUGCUCCUCUUAACGUUUUUGGUGGGGUUGGGACGACUCCGAACGCGAUAGCGAUCUUAUAG